Messenger RNA from Amoebophrya sp. A25, 2577 nucleotides. Lineage: Eukaryota; Dinophyceae; Syndiniales; Amoebophryaceae. The record is from the annotation of a GenBank genome assembly.
GUAGUAAGAUAAGUAAAUUCAAAUUCAAGAUCCAAGUCCAAGACCAAGAUCCAACAAGUUGAUAUUAAACGUCAGAGGAGUUGUAAGAUCCUCCAAGAUCUUGUUGUAUUGCUUGAGAUUUGAAAACGACAUGUCGUCGUCCUGCUCUGCUAGCGGAGCAGUGCGUCUACAUGGCUAUUUCCGUUCCAGUUGCAGUUACCGCGUCCGAAUCGCUUUAAAUUAAGACCACUUACUAGUCAAUCACAAUCAUUAUCCGCUGCUGGACUGACCUAUCAACAGGUAGUAUUAUGAGCGACUUCCCUUUGAGUUCAGGAAGAAACCAAGGGGAUUGAUCACUCGACCAGAGACGGUGAUGAUUGCCUACUACCUUUAUAAUUGAAGCUGUGUGGCAUUGAGUACGAGCAUUGUGGCGUAAAUUUGUUGACCCAGGACCAACAUGAUGCAAAAUAUGUGAAGCACAUGAAUCCGAGUGGGCUGGUUCCUUCCUUAAGAUGAACAUGUUUUGAUCAACAGACGAACGAUGUAAUGCGUGCCUUAGAAGAUAGAAACGCGACAUCUUCUGUUACUUCUGGCACUAACUUUAACCCACCUCCCCCAUGCACAUAGCCCCUUUAUCUCCAGACUAGACACACCAAUCAAAUCAAUCAAUUUAAGAUACAAGCGCGACAUCCCCUCGUAGCGUCUAGGAAAAAUGAUACAAAAGUGUAAUUGAUUGUCGUGUAAGUCAAUAUUACAAUUUCUUCUAAGCUAGCUUGAGAUUGACGGGCAUCGACUUUCGCAGAGUCUAGCAAUACUAGACUACCUGCAAGAAGCGCGGCUCUCCUCACUCCUUCCACCCCUACGCAGUCUUGAACGGCAGCGGGCACGCGAGAUUGCUCACAUUAUCGGGUACUGGAUUUCGUUUUCGCAGUGGUCUUUACACCAGUAGGAAGUCGGCUUUCAUGUAGAUGUAGUCACAUGCGACAGCGAGAUCUAUUCUUGGUAUAAUUGCAGCGAGUUGGUUCUUCUUCUACGGUCGUACUACGACUGGACUUUCUAUAAUCUUCUUCCCUUUGGUUCCUUUGCUGUAGUUGGCGAAGAAACUGAGAAUGUGGACCUCCAAAACAAAGGUGUGACACGCAACCUGUGCAAAAUUUACGUAUUUUGAAGCAGGUCAAGGCAUGGGGUCAAGACGAACAAGCUUGGGGAAGGCAGGUAAUAGAGCGAGGGUUUCGCGCAGUCGAAAACACGCUCGAAAGUGCAGAGAUAGUUACGCAUUGAAUAUGGGAGGUUAUAGUUACUUAAAUUUUAGAUUUCAACCCUAAAAUGGCUUUCGGGAAGGGAAUGAGUAAUCAGUAACUGCGAAACAGUGCUUUGUACUAUCCAAAAUACUGAAUUUCCCCUGUUCUUGUACAUCACAUUCACAAUAGGAUCAGUAAUGUGCCGCUUUUAGUACUAAUGCAUAGCGGCGUUUUUGUGUUAGCGAGGAAGAGCCUACAGUCGCAGAUAUAUGCUUGGUGGCGCAGUGGCCAAACGCCGACCGCUUCGGUGUCGACCUAUCGAAAUUCCCACGAGUUGCCACGAAGCUGGAGGCCUUAGUUACGGAAAAACGGUAGCUUUGGCUUAACAUCAUCCAGUUGUUCUACUUCUACCCUGAGACCAUCUAUGUAUCAUAAUAUAAAUAUAAUGAUCAUGCUAAUAAGUAUCUAUUAUAAUAUAAAACGAAGCCCUUUAUCGAUUGCGAUUUCCACAGCACUAAUGUAGCAAAGUUAGAAGCGGUCCGGUCUGCCCACCCCUUCAAUCAACCGGAUUGUCCAGCUGACCUGCGAACGGAAACGGGUUGGUGGAAUGCAUAAGGAAUCGUCCAGGACGGGGGAUCUCCAUCAAAUCAAUGUUCAUCUUAAAUGUUCACACAGUGUCACUGUUUUGGAAAUCGGCGAGACGCAUCUUUGACUCGGAACAGCAACAACAACAACUCAUUCACCAAUCCAAAUGCGUAUGUCAUCUCGACGAAGGAGGACACUCAUUUAGUUCUUUCGGUUCCUUGCUGAGAGAUUUUGAUCACCUUCAUCGAGUCUUUGUUUUAACCUUUCGCUUCUGUCCACAUGGCUCGCUAUAAAUCUCAAUCAUGCUUGUGCUAAGUAGGCCGAUGCAGCUGUUGCUUAAUUGUAUUGCUUGAAUAAGUUUGCUGUCACUUCCUUUCUGAGUUCCGUGUCGCUGUUAGUUGAGUCAAAACUUGUGCGAGUAAUCAUCGUGGCGAAACACUAUGACACCGUGCGGCAGUCUGCGCUGAAUGUGUUUUGCCGUAUAGUGAAUGGGUUACUCGUAUGAGCGAAUAUAUAACUGAGUGCGAAGACAUCGCCUGGAGUUGAUUUCCGAUUUUUAAGCAAAUGCAAUCAUGAGGUAGGACCCUUUGAGGGUGCAAGUGGAAUGUUUAAAAUUUUUGGCCAGAUGGUCAGUAGCUUCAGCAUAGUCAAGCAGCUUGCUUAAAAGGGGGAGAGCGUCCUAUCGCUCUCCCUUACCGAUUUUUUUUCUCCCGCCCGCUCUUAGCAGAGUUGUGGCUAUCAGGCAUAAGGUAGCCCCUUUGGUCGGAGUCAG